Molecule: messenger RNA, 603 nt
Organism: Acanthosepion pharaonis
Lineage: Eukaryota; Metazoa; Mollusca; Cephalopoda; Sepiida; Sepiidae
Source: the annotation of a GenBank genome assembly
AUGUUUGUAUCUUCCUUUUUGUGUCCUUCUCUUUCCAUCUAUCUAUCUAUCUAUCUAUCUAUCUAUCUAUCUAUCUAUCUAUCUAUCGUUGCAGUGAACGACAGAAAUACACUCUGUUUUAAUUUGUUCAUAUCUAAAUUUGUUCAUUUCACUCUCUCCGUUUAUCUAUCUAUCUAUCUAUCUAUCUAUCUAUCUAUCUAUCUAUCUAUCUAUCUAUGUUUAUCUGAGCCAUGUAUCACAAUGCAUAGGCACCCUAUCCCCGCCAGAGGUCAUCGUAUCACGGAGCUUCACAUGAACAAACAAAAUAAGAAGUCACUGUCUCAAUUCAUCCUUCCGGUUGAUAAAAUCCUCUGUCACACAUAUCUAUCAUCUAUCUAUUCAUCUAUCUAUCUAUCUAUCUAUCUAUCUAUGUACCUUUUAAAAUACGUUAAAAUUAUCUUUCUUUCUGUCUCUCUUUCUCCAUCUAUCUAUCUAUCUAUCUAUCUAUCUAUCUAUCUAUCUAUCUAUCUAUCUAUCUAUCUAUCUAUGCUACAUAAGCCUAGUUUUGUCACACUAAGGUACACAAUCAUACUGGAAUUGAUUUCUUGCUUAACAAUUACGUAG